Syzygium oleosum is the source of this 590-nucleotide messenger RNA. RefSeq names its product oleosin H2-like. The record is from RefSeq and is a predicted model, not a curated record. Bases 90 to 590 code for a protein of 166 amino acids. Gene Ontology annotation, biological process: response to freezing; lipid storage; seed oilbody biogenesis. Lineage: Eukaryota; Viridiplantae; Streptophyta; Magnoliopsida; Myrtales; Myrtaceae. Gene Ontology annotation, cellular component: membrane; monolayer-surrounded lipid storage body. The transcript is spliced from 2 exons.
UCUCGCCUCUUCUACUUACUAAUCUCCUGCAUCAGACAAUCACUCUCGAUCAAAUCUCUCAAAACAACUCCUAGAACCAUUGCAACCAAAUGGAGGACCAACCCCGCCAGCAACCCCAGGCCGCCGCAACCCAGGAGCCCAGGGGCCUCUCCUCCACAAGGGGCCCCUCGACCGGCCAGGUCCUCAAGGUCGUCAUGCUCGUCCUGCUCGGCGGUGUCCUCCUCCUCCUGGCGGGCCUCACCCUAGCGGGCACCCUCAUCGGGCUCGCUGUCAUGGCCCCGCUCUUCGUCCUCUUCAGCCCAGUGCUCAUCCCGGCGGCUCUCACCAUUGGCCUCGUGGCCACUGGGUUCUUGAUGUCGGCGGCAUUCGUGCUCACGGCGCUGUUUUUCUUCAUGCGGAUGAACUCCCUAAGGACGAGGAUGAGGGAGCAAUAUACAAUUUCUGGCGGAGAACAUGAGGAUUCUAGAGCCUCAAAUUCCUUGGCCUCAUCAGAAUGUAAUGAUUCUAGGCCAUCUGCUUCCGUCGACAAUGGGAAGGGGAAGUCUGUCGUGGUCGUCGAUCAACAGCAACAGCUUGCUUUGAGAGAUUAA